AUGAUUUCAACAAUCGGCACAACAACAAUUCAAACAACAACUUCACCAAACUCUUUAGUUAUGAAUCCUACGUCAAUGUUAGUAGAGAUGAAAAGCUUCAUUCCUUCUUCAUAUACUUUCGAAACAAAAAUCCAGAAGAUAAAGCAAGAACUUUUAACAAGUAAUUUAGACUGUAGUGCGAAAGAUGAAACAAAUGAACAGUAUCUUUAUGAAAUGCAGGACAUUAUUGACCAUUUACCCAAAUUGCCUGAAAUUCAGCAACAAAAACUCACUAUUCCUGAAUUCGAUGAAAUAGAAGUCAAAGCAACUGACUCAGUAGAAAUAAAGAAGUUCAUACGAAAGGUAAAUUAUGAAUUCCUUGGUUUUCAUUGCAACCAUAAGGUUAUGGACAAAGAUUGCGACAUGUUAUAUAAGAACAUCUCUGACAUAUAUAAAUCUGGGGAGUUUAAGACCUACGACAACUUUGUUUCGUUAGUUGCUGAAUGUGUAUGGCAGAUAAGAGAUAAAGAUAGAAGAGGUAAGGUAUGGAAUGAACAGAUAAAACCAACUGCUUCAGAUUUAAAGAAAACCAUUGACGCCUUAGUUGUUCUAGCAG
Molecule: messenger RNA, 595 nt
Organism: Trichomonas vaginalis G3
Lineage: Eukaryota; Parabasalia; Trichomonadida; Trichomonadidae
Product: organellar and viral DNA polymerase type B
Exons: 1
Source: RefSeq, a predicted model, not a curated record